CCUCCUCCCAGCAGUUUGACAAGUUUCAUCCCUCGUCGAAGGUCAUUCAGCAUCUCAUUGCUCGAAAGGUUCCCACUUCUCUUUUCUCAUCAUGAUGUCCCCUGUCACCCUUGUCACUGGCCUGCUGGCUACAGCUAGCCUCAUGGGCUGCGGCGUCUAUGCCGCGGAGGCGACCGACAUGGGAGCUGCCGCUUUUCUGUGGCCUCCGGACCGUGCCUGGGGAGCUGCGCAGGACACCACCUCGCCAUGUGGUUCGAGUGCAGGCGUCACCAACCGGACUGACUUUCCUCUGACCAACGGUGCCGUCGCUAUAGUCCUCCAAACCGAGUCGUACACCGUGAAUCUUGCCAUAUCGUACGAAGACAACCCCACCAGCAAUGCCGACUUCACAACCGUCGUAUCGGGGAAGAACUUCCCGGACCUGGAACCAGGCCACGAGUGCUACUCGGUCCCGAACCCUCCCUCCAACAUCACCUCCGGAGCGAACGCUACCCUGCAGCUGAAGUAUGUGUCCGACUUCGACAACGACGGCAACGAGACCUACUAUGCCUGCGCGGAUAUCAGUUACGUGACGCUGAGCUCGUUCACCACCGACAUCCCGUGCUUCAAUGUGUCGGAGGGUGAUCUGACCAGCUCCUCGUCAUCUUCUUCGUCGACCUCCUCGAGCAGCGGCUCGAGCAGUGGCUCCAGUGGGAGCAGUCUCUCCAAGGGCGAUAUCGCGGGAAUUGUAGUCGGAUCGGUUGCUGGAGCCGCGUUGGUCGGGGCCGGAGCGUUUUUCGUGGGUCGGUAUUGGCAAAAGAAGGCGCAACGGGAUCAUGCGGUGGCCAUGAACAUGAUGAACCCGGUGCAGAAGACCUGGUCCGCUUCCACGGCUGGGCGGCAGCAGCAGCCGGCGCAGGUCUGA
Messenger RNA from Aspergillus heteromorphus CBS 117.55, 904 nucleotides. Its product is annotated as copper acquisition factor BIM1-like domain-containing protein. The record is from RefSeq and is a predicted model, not a curated record. Bases 92 to 904 code for a protein of 270 amino acids. Lineage: Eukaryota; Fungi; Ascomycota; Eurotiomycetes; Eurotiales; Aspergillaceae. The transcript is spliced from 3 exons.